This is a messenger RNA of Mytilinidion resinicola, 997 nucleotides long. RefSeq lists its product as uncharacterized. The transcript has 3 exons. NCBI's taxonomy places the organism in Eukaryota, Fungi, Ascomycota, Dothideomycetes, Mytilinidiales, Mytilinidiaceae. Bases 151 to 804 code for a protein of 217 amino acids. The record is from RefSeq and is a predicted model, not a curated record.
AGGCGGUCUCUUCUCCCACAGGCACAAGACAGCUACCCAGCCUACUCAGUCUACCCAGCAGGCCGGAUACGGGGACAGGCGCUCCCACAACCACGAACAACCGCCACUGGCGCUCACCACGAGUUUGCCACCACAGGCGUUGUAGGCGGCAUGGGCUCGGCUGGCUUGGCUGAGAAACACAACUAUGGUCAGCGUGAUUCGUCUCCCCUCAGCGACUCGAAAGCAUAUGACCAGAAAGUCCUCGAGCGGGACGCGAAACACCGCGAGGAAGCGCUAGCCGCCAAGCGCGAGUUCGAGGAGAAGGAGGCAGAGAAACAGCGGAAGAAGGAGUCAAAGGGUGGCCUGUUCGGGUUCUUGCAUCGCGACAAGGACAAGCAUGCGGGCGAGACUACGGAGGAGGGCAGGAGAUCGGGCGAUUACGGUGCUGCUGGCACUGGUGCUGGCGUGGGUGCUGCGGGCAUCGGAGCCGGUGCCUACGAAGCUGAUAGGAGCGGACGCAACAAGCUUCACAAGGACCCUCCUGCUAGCCACCCUGCGGCACAGGCUGGUGAGGGCUAUGGAGCCACUGGACAGUCGACUGGUUUGGGUUCUGAUUCAUCUGAAAUGCACCCGGGCUACGGCAACGAGGCCAAAAAAGGCAUCGUGACGGAGCCGCAUACCGGUCUUCCCAUGAAUGUCGGCAAGUACGGUGACGGCGCCGGUGGCACGGAUGGCAAUGAGGCGCUCCGUGGUGCGAGUGCGCAUCAGGGCAGUGAGCAGGGCGCGGAUUGGGAGGGUAUUCGGAAGGCGAAUACGCCGUACUAGGUUCUUCUCUAAGCCGUGGUUAAGAGGGUGAUGGAUUCAGGCGGUAAUCUCUUUGUCUUCAUUGUGCAGUAUGGAGUAUGGACGGCGACCUUUCUUUCGUGUAUUAUAUGGAGGAUGAUGGGAUGAUGGGAUGAAAAGUACACGAGUAUGAUAAUGGGAUCUCUGACCUUUCUCGUUGCCUUUUCUUGUUUGU